This is a messenger RNA of Castor canadensis (American beaver), 5119 nucleotides long. The record is from RefSeq and is a predicted model, not a curated record. NCBI's taxonomy places the organism in Eukaryota, Metazoa, Chordata, Mammalia, Rodentia, Castoridae.
GCGCGGGCGGCGGUGGGAGCGGUGGCUGCAGGAGCAGCAGCAGCGGUACCCCGCGCCCCGAGUCCCCGAAGCAGCCGACUACGCCACCCCCACCGUCGAACGGUGGGGCCGGACCCGCGCCACUAGGCAGGACCUGUGUGUGCCGUCUCUCGGCGACGGAAUCCUGGCAAGCCCCAUCGCCUUAACGACUCCGGACUCGCCUGCUGAGUUUGCCUGCAGGAGAGGGAGGCCGAGCGGCGGAGUGCACUCCUGCUCUUCUUUACCAUCUCGUGGAUAUCUUCUCCCGGGUCCUGAGAGAACUUUCCAGUGGACCGGAGUGCCCUUUGCAGAGGGGAGAACAGAAGGAAGGGAAGUAAGAAGGCCGAGGAGGAAGGGGCUGAAAGGGAGGGUGCGGGGCGCGGCGCCCUGAUGCGCCCCAGGCUAGAGGAGCAGAGGGCGGUUGCGGGACUGCACUGCGAGGAGUAGCCCCGUCCGUCCUGGAGGGUUUGUGCAACCGCGGAGAACACCGAGUGCCGGUCGCACGGGGCGUGACGAGGCGCCUCCCGGCGCGCCCUCCGCACUUUCUCCGCCUAGUCAUCCCUCGCUCCCCAACGGGGGCUGAGGCUCCGGACCCGCCGGACGGGGAGCCUCUGAUUCGACCCUGACUUCGCUGUCUCUUAGGGGCUGUAAGCUCCUGGCCGAAGGCGCGGCGCGGACCCGCGGGAGUUAGCCUGGAACGCCGCCGGUUUGUUAGUGUGUGGGGUUAGUGGGGGCGCCGCGCCACCUGCACCUCGCCUGCCACCACCGCCGCCGCCGCAGGGAAAACCUGGAGAGGAGGCCGACCAGGAGAAGACCAAACAACAGCCCGUCUGGAUUUGUCUGCCCGGGACGGUGCCCGGAACGCGGAUCGCCGAGGGGAGCGCAGCAGGAGCCCCCACGCCCCCACUUCUGCCUUGGCCACGCGGUUUGUGGUAUAGCCCCAGCGCACUGUCCCCGGGCGCCCGCGUCUCUGUGCACAUUCUAGGGACAACCGGGCCCCGGGCGGUCCACUAUGUGGCCCUGAGGGCUGGAGCCCGCACCAGCAGGAACAGGAGCAGCGGCCGGCGCCUAGUGGCCGGUGCGCCCCGCCGAGCGCGCUUGCGUGCGUGGCCAGCGCGCCCCCAACGUUCCCCACGUUUGCUUGGCUUUCCUGCUUAGUUUUCCUCCGCGGGAUUAAAGUUGGAAAUUGAGCGGAGAAUUGAGUUGUCCGGGAACAGAGCCGCGGCUGCCGCCAGAGCAAUGUUCCCGCAAAGCCGGCACCCGGGGAGGGGAGGGCGACGCGGUCUGGCUUGGUCCUGCCCAGCCUUCUAGCAGUUCUUUCCAUCGGGAGUGACCCAGUCGCACUUAGCACGAUCCGCCUUGGAGGCCCGAGGAUCUUCAGAGCCUCUAGAAGAUGGGGGCCAGGGGAAGACCUACUUUCUCCUCCUCCAAAACGCCGCACCAGGCUGCAGGCCAGCCCUUCAAGUUCACUAUCCCGGAAUCUCUGGAUCGGAUUAAAGAGGAAUUCCAGUUCCUGCAGGCGCAGUACCACAGCCUUAAAUUGGAAUGUGAGAAACUGGCAAGUGAAAAGACAGAAAUGCAGAGGCACUAUGUGAUGUAUUAUGAAAUGUCAUACGGAUUAAACAUUGAAAUGCAUAAACAGACUGAAAUCGCCAAGAGAUUGAAUACGAUUUGUGCACAAGUCAUCCCAUUUCUGUCUCAGGAACAUCAACAACAGGUGGCCCAGGCUGUUGAACGUGCCAAACAGGUGACCAUGGCAGAGUUGAAUGCCAUCAUCGGGGUACGUGGCCUACCAGGUCUACCUCCUACACAGCAGUUGCAAGCUCAGCAUCUCUCUCAUGGCCACGGACCCCCAGUACCUCUCACACCUCACCCUUCGGGACUGCAGCCUCCUGGCAUCCCACCCCUCGGGGGUAGUGCCAGCCUUCUUGCGCUGUCUAGUGCUCUGAGUGGGCAGUCUCACUUGGCAAUAAAAGAUGACAAGAAGCACCAUGAUGCAGAGCACCACAGAGACAGAGAGCCGGGCACAAGCAAUUCCCUCUUGGUUCCAGACAGUCUGAGAGGCACAGAUAAACGUAGAAAUGGGCCUGAGUUUUCAAAUGACAUCAAAAAAAGGAAGGUGGAUGAUAAGGAUUCUAGCCAUUAUGACAGUGAUGGUGAUAAAAGUGAUGACAACUUAGUUGUGGAUGUGUCUAAUGAGGACCCUUCUUCUCCACGAGCAAGUCCUACCCAUUCACCACGGGAGAAUGGAAUCGACAAAAACCGCCUGCUGAAGAAAGAUGCUUCCAGCAGCCCUGCGUCCACAGCCUCCUCGGGAAGUUCCACUUCUUUGAAAUCCAAAGAAAUGAGCCUGCAUGAAAAAGCCAGCACGCCUGUUCUGAAAUCCAGCACUCCGACGCCUCGGAGCGACAUGCCAACGCCGGGCACCAGCGCCACUCCAGGCCUCCGUCCAGGCCUCGGCAAACCUCCAGCCAUGGAGCCCCUCGUCAACCAAGCGGCAGCUGGUUUGAGGACGCCCCUGGCAGUGCCCGGCCCGUACCCUGCUCCCUUUGGGAUGGUCCCCCAUGCUGGCAUGAACGGCGAGCUGACCAGCCCCGGUGCCGCCUAUGCCAGUUUACACAACAUGUCUCCUCAGAUGAGUGCUGCUGCCGCUGCAGCUGCUGUGGUGGCCUACGGGCGCUCCCCAAUGGUUGGUUUUGAUCCUCCCCCCCACAUGAGAGUACCUACCAUCCCUCCCAACCUGGCAGGAAUCCCUGGGGGAAAACCUGCAUACUCCUUCCAUGUCACUGCAGACGGCCAGAUGCAGCCUGUCCCCUUUCCCCCUGAUGCCCUCAUUGGACCCGGAAUCCCCCGACACGCUCGCCAGAUCAACACCCUCAACCACGGGGAGGUGGUGUGUGCAGUGACCAUCAGCAACCCCACGAGACACGUGUACACGGGUGGCAAGGGCUGCGUCAAGGUCUGGGACAUCAGCCACCCUGGCAACAAGAGCCCCGUCUCUCAGCUGGACUGUCUGAAUAGAGAUAAUUAUAUCCGUUCCUGUAAAUUGCUACCUGAUGGCUGCACUCUCAUAGUGGGAGGGGAAGCCAGUACUCUGUCCAUUUGGGACCUGGCAGCUCCGACCCCGCGCAUCAAGGCAGAGUUGACAUCUUCAGCCCCUGCCUGCUAUGCCUUGGCCAUCAGCCCCGAUUCCAAGGUUUGCUUCUCGUGCUGCAGCGACGGCAAUAUUGCUGUGUGGGACCUGCACAAUCAGACACUAGUGAGGCAAUUCCAGGGCCACACAGAUGGAGCCAGCUGUAUUGACAUUUCUAAUGAUGGCACCAAGCUCUGGACAGGAGGUUUGGACAACACGGUCAGGUCUUGGGACCUGCGCGAAGGGCGGCAGCUGCAGCAGCAUGACUUCACCUCACAGAUCUUCUCCCUGGGAUACUGCCCAACUGGGGAGUGGCUGGCUGUGGGCAUGGAGAGCAGCAACGUGGAAGUUCUGCAUGUGAAUAAGCCCGAUAAGUACCAGCUGCAUCUCCAUGAGAGCUGUGUGUUGUCCCUGAAAUUUGCUUAUUGUGGUAAAUGGUUUGUAAGUACUGGAAAAGACAACCUCCUCAAUGCUUGGCGGACCCCCUACGGAGCCAGUAUAUUCCAGUCCAAAGAGUCCUCGUCAGUGCUUAGCUGUGACAUCUCUGUGGAUGAUAAAUACAUAGUCACAGGCUCUGGGGACAAGAAGGCUACAGUUUAUGAAGUCAUCUACUGAAAUCAUUAUGUGGCUUAACGUUUAUAGUUGAAUUGGGCCAAAAUGUUUUGAAUUUAUAGAAAUAGAGAAGUCGUAACUUUAAAAGAACAACAACAAAAAAAGACAUUAAAGAACCUAUUUCCAAACCUUGACACAAAACUACUUGGAGUCUAUGAAGAGGAGGCAACGAGUCCAUCAACAGACUGUCUACCCACCUAGACCAAGUGGAGCACUGAGAUCUCAUGGACAGAGGGGCCACGGGUGUGGGAUUUGUGGAACAGAAUCUGCUGCCUGUGCUAUAGCCCAUUCUUUUCUUUCUGGGGGAUCUGUUGCUCACACCUUGCCUAGUGUGAGAUUGCCUUUCUGUUCCUUGCAGUUCACCUCACGUUGCGUCCUUUGUAGAGCAGUGGUAUCUCCAAUGAACUUGUUUGCCGGUUUUGCAUCUUGUGAUUUUUUUUUUUUUUGUAUUUUUGUUGGAGGUUAAACAUUUGUAUAAAUUGUAAAUAUAUUUGGUUUAUUACAGUAAAGGCUUUAGUACCAAUAAGUGGCUGUCUUUUUCUAUUAUUGUUUUUAAUUAAAGCUUUGGGAUUGUAGAUGUGGGUUUUAUAAGCAAAGUUUGAACAUUGGUAGAGACGUUUUAAAUGCACUUCUUAUCUUAUAAGUACAUUUGGCCAUGGACUUCUGUUACAUUAGAGCCGAACCCAUCAAAUACUUCAGAGUUAACAGAAGCUGAAGAAUAAGAAUUGUGAGUAACUGAAGGUAUAUUAGUAACAAUUUAAUUUAGGAAGCUAAAUUACUUCAUCAAGACUCAUUCUUUGUUAUUAGACUCCUGUGAUUCAAGGUCACAAAUUAAAUUUCUACAUUUUCCUGUUGAUUCAUUGGAAGACAGAAUGUGUCUUUUCUCUGGGAAGGCUCUAUCCUUUCAAGUCUAUAUUUCUGUUCACAAUCUUUGCAUUUUAAGAACUAUAGGAGACUUGAGUUUUGUGCUAUGAUUUAUCAUGCCCAGAAAGCUGUAGAGAGUUCAUUACCCUGUAAAAGGAAGGUGGAAAGUCAGCUGGUUUUAUUGUUUGUUCUAUUCUAUUAAUUUACUUAAUCCAGCCAUGCCCAGCACUUAGUCCUACUCAUUUCAUUAAGGCUGUCCCUAUAGCUCCAGCCAUUGCGAUCCAUCAUUAGUCUUUGGGCUUUAUCUUUGUGAGCAAGCUUUUACUAAUUUGAUUAGGUGAAAUCUGUAACCCUGGGCUUUUAAUAAGUUACUAAGCAUGCUUCCUCCUGACAAGGUUACAUGACUCAUUUUGUAUACCUGUUAUUUACUGUCGUAUUUUAGAAAAGAAUGGCAAAUAAUUUUAAGCCAGUUUUCUGAGCUAGUUAAAAAUA